Messenger RNA from Helianthus annuus (common sunflower), 583 nucleotides. RefSeq names its product non-specific lipid-transfer protein-like. Gene Ontology annotation, molecular function: lipid binding. Lineage: Eukaryota; Viridiplantae; Streptophyta; Magnoliopsida; Asterales; Asteraceae. The transcript is spliced from 2 exons. The record is from RefSeq and is a predicted model, not a curated record. Bases 1 to 402 code for a protein of 133 amino acids. Gene Ontology annotation, cellular component: membrane. Gene Ontology annotation, biological process: lipid transport.
AUGCUUCAUAACCAAACACAUAACAAAAAAAAACACAUAGCUUGUUCUACAAUGGCAGGGAUGAUGAUGAAGGUUCUAUGCCUUACAAUGGCUUGCAUGGUUGUCGUUGCCCCUUAUGCGGAGGCUGUAUCCUGUAGUGAUGUGGUGAACAAGUUGAGUCCAUGCAUAAGCUACUUGAAGAACGGUGGCUCAGUGUCCGCAGCGUGUUGCAAUGGCAUUAAGGGACUAAAUGCGGCCGCAAAAUCAACCGCAGAUAAGAAGACGGCUUGCGGUUGCCUGAAGAAUGCUUAUCAAUCUAUAUCUGGCAUCAAAGCCGACAACGCCUCAGGCCUUCCCAAAAAGUGUGGUGUAAACAUUCCUUACAAGAUCAGCAUGAGCACUAACUGCAACAACAUAAAAUGAGCCUUAGGUUGAACGGAUGAAGAUACAAAUCUUAAUCUGGCUGUGGGAGAAUUAAAAGCCAUUAAAUAAUUAAGUAAUGCUAAAACAAAAUGAAAAACCCUGUUUCAUUUUAUAGGGGUAAAUGUUUGUAUGUUCAUUUGCUUUGUAUUGUCUUUCAAUAAUAUAUAGUGUCUUUUUUAUA